AUGAGUAAAAGACGACGACAUCCUAGUGGAGCUAGACGACGUAAACCUGGGGUUGGAAGACAAAGAGGUGGUAUUGCACCUCUCUUAGCCCUAGCUGUUCCUGCUUUAGUGGCAGCAGGGAAAGCGGCAGCUCUAGGUGGAGUGAGUGCUGCAGCUAGUUAUGGUACUAAAAAAGUCCUUGAUAUAGCAAGACGUAAGGCUAUGACACGUAAGCGACGUGUAAAACGUAAGCACCGUUAGUAUAAAAAUAAACGCACACGUUCAGUGCGUUAAACAACAAGAUGACAGGACGUAUGUCACGUCAAGCUGCUUUUUUAAAAAGUGUAUUGAAUGAAGCCAAGUUACAUAAACGCGAACAACAAUUACGACAUGCGAAUACAGAUCAAAUCAAUGCAGUGAGUGAAUUAGUCAUGAAUACAAUCCGUGGCGCGGUCCCUCAAGGAAGACAAACAUUAAGGAGACUCAAACCUUAUGCUAAAGAACUCCGUGUCAUAGCCAGCCCUCGGCAAAGUAUAAAAAGGCGACGUGGAUUGAUGAUGCAUCAAUUAGGAGGAAGUGUUUGGCAAGAAUUACGACGUUGUUAUCAUUGUGGUCAAAAACAGUAUCGUUACUAACAUGAUGAGGAGACAAGUACUGCUCGAUCAAUUGCUUUGUAUAGUGCAAGGUAUUUUGUCUGCAACUGAGAUGUUGAAAGAGAUUCAACAAAAACUGAAACAAAAAUUUCCCACCCUGUUUCAACGACGACCUUAAAACGUAUAAGUAGCAGAUCAUGAUCCAUAGGGUCAUCAUUUUUCGAAAAUGGAGGGAAUAAGCAGUACACCCGUAGAAGAUUCUGUGAAAUUUUUACGUUUGCGUGAUCAGUACAAAUCCAAACUCUUGGAUGACAGUCGUUUAACCAAAGCAGCCGAUUUAGCCGCUCAACAACAUAUACUCUUUGAAAGUAAAGCGCCUGAUACAUGGAAAGAGCCACGAUUGAAAGCGGUAGGACGACAAUUACGGCAAUGGACCAAAAAAGUACGACAACUAGGAGGAACACGAGCGAUUGGGAGUGGAGAAGAUUUUGAGGACGCGUCAGAUGAGGAGGAUAAUUUAGCUGUAGGUCCUGUGCAUCAAUUGAUUAGCAAGAUAGCCAAGAUAAGCCAAAAAGGAAUAAAAAGACCAGCAACUCCAAAGAACCCUGACAUAAAACAGUCACCUAUUACACCUGACAUA
This is a messenger RNA of Porites lobata, 1212 nucleotides long. NCBI's taxonomy places the organism in Eukaryota, Metazoa, Cnidaria, Anthozoa, Scleractinia, Poritidae. The record is from the annotation of a GenBank genome assembly.